GCCCCAAGGUUGGCGGGGCCGACGCUCGGCGACCCGGCGGCCGCGUGGCAUGCUGGGAAUUGUAGUUCGAUGCUUGCCUAGGGUUUCGGGAUGAGGCGCCAAAAUCCAAGGUUUGACCUCAGCCUGCCCUUGCCAGUGCCUGGGCCAUAGGUGAGCCGUUAUUGGUUGCAGUUAAGGACCGUUACCAUUACCGGGCAGGUCCGGUCCUUCUGACAUUCCUGGAGUGGGCCAUCCCAACCAGCCAAGCGUGCCCUACUCCAGUGAUUCCCCGGCUCCUGGUUCGGCAUUCUCGCUGGCCUCCUUCCCUGGGAAGAUGUUCCUGGUGGGCCUCACAGGGGGCAUCGCCUCGGGCAAGAGCUCGGUGAUCCAGGUGUUCCAGCAGCUGGGCUGUGCGGUGAUUGAUGUUGACGUCAUCGCCCGCCAUGUUGUCCAGCCAGGAUACCCCGCCCACCGGCGCAUCGUGGAGGCCUUUGGCACCGAGGUCUUGCUGGAGAAUGGUGACAUCAACCGCAAGGUCCUGGGGGACCUGAUCUUUAACCAGCCCGACCGGCGGCAUCUGCUCAACACCAUCACCCACCCCGAGAUCCGCAAGGAAAUGAUGAAGGAGACCUUCAAAUAUUUCCUCCGAGGAUACCGCUAUGUGAUUCUGGACAUCCCCCUGCUGUUUGAGACCAAGAACCUGCUCAAGUACAUGAAGCACACGGUGGUGGUGUACUGUGAUCGGGACACACAGCUGGCGCGGCUGAUGCAGCGGAACCACCUGAACCGGCAGGAUGCAGAGGCCCGGAUCGAGGCCCAGCUGCCCCUGAAGGACAAGGCCCGCAUGGCCCGCCACGUCCUCGACAACUCGGGGGAGUGGAGCAUCACCAAACGCCAGGUCAUCCUCCUGCACUCCGAGCUGGAGCGCUCCCUGGAGUACCUGCCCCUGAGGCUCGGGGUCCUGACGGGUCUGGCAGGCCUUGCCGGCCUCCUCUACCUGCUCACCCGCUGCCUCCUGCCUUUGCCCUAGCUGGCACUGCCGACGCGGGAAGCCCCGGGCCUCCAUGUCCUCCGAGGCUGAAGCAGGUAACAGAUGCAUCCCGUGUCCUCCCAAGCCCGUGAGCGCACACACACACACACACACAGACACACACAAACACACGCACUGAAGCUGGGCUGAGCCCCGCACUGGGCUGACCCUUCUUUGGAAUGCAUCCUGUCUGAGGCAGAGAAAGCCCCUGUCAGUAGCUACUCUCCCCACCUUCCCUGGGGCCCCUCCCUCUGGGCCCACGUACAGCAUGGUGUCCGCGAUGGGGCGUGCAAGCGAUGGUGGGAAACUGCUGUAAAUUUCUUGGGGGUGCAGGCAAGGAGCACUGUCUCUGUGGCCAUCGGCAGUGUUCAAAACUGAAGAUUCCCUGGGCUUGAACCCUGUCCAAACACAUGCCCCAUCAUGACCAAAACCUGCGUCCUGGACCAGGGAAAUAAUUGUGGACCAAGGGCUGCCACCUUCAGACAGGAUUCUCCCCCCCAGGUUGAAGCCCUCAGCCGGAAUGCAGUGCGAACUCCCUUGUUGGUAAUGCGCUGGCGGGGCCUCUUGUGGGAUGACCCACUGUGCCACCUUGGCAUUUCUCCAGCAUUCCCCAUACCUGCUCCCCACCUGCCACCAGUCUGCCUCCCACUCUGUGUCCUCCUCGCCCUGAACUCUUAGCAGUCCACACACACGCACGAGGCUGUUUCUUGCCUCUGGGCCUCCGCUCUGCUGUUCCCUCACCUAGGAUACCUUUUGUUUUUCUGUAGCUGCAUAACUCCCAGCUCAAGCACCAUCUGGAGCCCCAGGCUGGGUCAGGUGCUCUGGGAUAGACUGCUGCCCCCCCCACCCCCCGCCACUGUGUUUUACUUUAAUCCACAGAAUUGUAAUCAGCCAAAAGCUGGUUGGUCUCUCCUACUAGACUGUAAGCCCUUCCAGGGCUGGGACUGUGUCUUGUUCAUCUCCGUGUUCCCGGUGCAGAGCCUGACUCACCAUUGGUGCUUAAUAAAGUGAAGUGUGUUGAUCUGGAA
Molecule: messenger RNA, 2037 nt
Organism: Ailuropoda melanoleuca (giant panda)
Lineage: Eukaryota; Metazoa; Chordata; Mammalia; Carnivora; Ursidae
Gene: DCAKD
Product: dephospho-CoA kinase domain containing
Exons: 5
Coding region: 314-1009 (231 amino acids)
Biological process (GO): coenzyme A biosynthetic process
Molecular function (GO): dephospho-CoA kinase activity; ATP binding
Source: RefSeq, a predicted model, not a curated record